GAACGAAAGCAAUGACAGCCGCGAUGAUUUUGAGGAGGGAGAUCUUCGCGCCUUCUUUUGGAGCCGUUGAUUCAGCCGUUUCCGGAGGUCGCCACACAACCGCUCUGCCGGAUUAGAGAUGGAUCUAACAGCAACACACCACAAAAGAACCAACCCUUGAUUCGAUUCUCAUUCGGAUGAGACCUUAGCAUGGGCGACAACAACAACGACGACGAUGAUGAUGAGAAUGAUGACACUACCAAUACUCUUGGUAGAAACCGGAACCAAGUAGUAGUCGAUCACGACUUUGAAGCCUUUCGUCGUUUAUGCGAUCGUUUACAAGAGAACGAGGAAGGUUUGACCAAGAUUCUGGCCAUUCUCCAUCAAACAUUGCGACGUGCCGAUUUUUCGCUAUUUGUGGAACGCCUCGUCACCAACUCGACGUUGCAAGUCUUGUCGAUUGGAUUGGGAACCGUCUUGACGCACGCGCAAAUGGAAGCACUCGGGCGAGUCUUUGUGAACAACACUCACAUUCGCAAUUUUCGACUCAUCAACGUGGCCACCGAGGAAAUGGAUCUGCGACCGCUUUGGGACGGACUCUUUCAAUCCAAGGCACUCGAUAAUGUCUGUCUAGAUGGAUUUCAGACACGACAAAAUGCUAUUGAAACCUUCUUGACGAGAUGGAAUGACAGUGCUCAACAACUACAACAGCAACCACAGCAAUCGACUAGUACAUCUAGUGCUUGUUGUCCCCAAAUUGUCAAUCUACACAUAUCCGAUUGUUUUCUGGGAACGGCCGAAACGGACGCCAUUGUACGAAUGCUGCAACGAAACGACAUGAACAAUUUCGUAUUUCGCAUCACCAAGUGUCAAUUUACUACUGCCAAUACUACUUCGCAUACUACUACAAACAACAAUUCUACAUGUAAUUCAAGACAACGCAUUGCCGACGCAUUAGCCCAGAACACGACGGUCGAAAUAUUUGCUCUCGACGAUGCAUUGGACAAGACAAGUGCACAAGCCUUUGGCCGCGCCAUUGCCACCAACACCACACUCAAUGGCGUCAUGUUUGACAAUUGCAACGACGACGCUCUGCUAGUGCUAGCCAAUGGCAUUUGUCAAAAUCACAAACUCCUCAAUGCAUCCGUUCAAGGCAAACAACAACAAUCAGGUGCAACAACAGAAACGCAAGCCGAAUGCGAACGACUCGUCCAACAUGCCAUUGGUAUGAACAAGGCGGGACGGUGUCUGCUCUACGAUUAUGCCCGCAAGGAAGGCAAAAAUCUCGAUGUGGCAUGGCUGGUGUGUCUCUUGCGGUCGCUCGAAGAAGAUCCUGCCAUUCUCUAUUCGUGGGUCCGUGAUUAUGUCGAUAUCUUUGUCCGAUGGGCACUGCGAGGGAUGCUGGCAAAGAAACGAAAAGCUACUUGUGACGGUAGUAGUGGAAGACCCAACAAGAGGAUCAAGACGAGUUAG
This is a messenger RNA of Seminavis robusta, 1452 nucleotides long. The record is from the annotation of a GenBank genome assembly. Lineage: Eukaryota; Bacillariophyta; Bacillariophyceae; Naviculales; Naviculaceae.